AUGAAAUGGGGCACCAACGGCCUCGUAGCGCUAUGCGCAAUGCUCUUCCUCCGCGACCACUACAUCGAGUUCCAACACGUCCGCGGCUCCUCCAUGUCGCCCACCCUCAGUCCCGAUGCGCACGAGACAGGCCGCGAAGACUACGUCCUCGUGCGCCCGUACCUCGAGUGCUCCAGACGCGGAGCCAAGAGCGAGAAAGACGACGACAGCAACAACAAUGAAUGGGGCGUCAAGCGCGGCGACGUAGUGACAUUUUGGAAACCGCAUAAGCCGUCUGAAAUGGGUAUAAAACGCGUGGUAGCGGUUGAGGGCGACACCGUUUACCCAGUUCGCGGCUAUGCUUUCGAUCCCGCGGUGCAUGCAGCGCGAGUGCAAGGGUCGCCGGAUGGGCUUGCGGAUUUCGACGCUGACUCUGUUGUUCCUGAGGAGCAGCAACGGGAGCUGGGCAAGGUGGUGGUGCCGUAUGGGCAUGUGUGGAUUGAAGGGGACAAUUGGCGGAAGAGUCUUGAUAGUAAUGAUUUUGGGCCGAUCAGCAAAGGAUUGAUUCAGGGGAAGGCAGUUAAAGUUUGGAGAGACUGGUUUGGGUUGUUGGAUGUGGGGGAUGAGAGGAAGAAGGGGGAUAGGGGGAUGAGGAGUAGGGUUGUGGAGGGGCGGAGUGAGAUUCCUGCUGUAUUCUUGGAGUGA
Molecule: messenger RNA, 684 nt
Organism: Bipolaris oryzae ATCC 44560
Lineage: Eukaryota; Fungi; Ascomycota; Dothideomycetes; Pleosporales; Pleosporaceae
Exons: 1
Coding region: 1-684 (227 amino acids)
Cellular component (GO): membrane; mitochondrial inner membrane peptidase complex
Molecular function (GO): serine-type endopeptidase activity
Source: RefSeq, a predicted model, not a curated record